AGAACCACCAAAACCCACCAACCACCGAAUCAAACCUCCGAAACCCGAAAAUGCAAGUCAAAAUCCACGACACGACCGUCGUCGUUCCCUCCAAACCCCCAUUCGCCGACGACCACCUCCUCCCGCUCAACCACCUCGACAACGACCCCAACCUCCGCGUCACCUUCCGUUACGUCCGCGCUUACGUCACCACCACCAACUCCUCCGACCCUUUCCACGUCAUCUCCGCCGCACUCUCCGCCGCUCUCGUCCACUACUACCCUCUCGCCGCCAAUAUCGGCCGCCGUCGCGACAACCGCUUCGAGCUCUUCUGCUCCAACGGCCAGGGCGUCCCGCUCAUACGCGCCUCCGUCGAGUCCACCCUCGAUUGGGUGAGUCAACUCAAUGACGCGGACAGCCAGUUUCUCGAGCAGUUGGUACCGGACCCGGAUCCGAAUGAGGCCAUGGUAAACCCGUGCGUGUUGCAAGUCACGGUGUUCAAGUGCGGUGGUUACACCCUCGGAGCCGCCAUAAGCCACUCUCUGUGCGACGGAAUGGGCGCCACUCAGUUCUUCAACGCCAUGGCUGAGCUGGCUCGCGGGUCGGGCGAGAUUUCGGUGCAGCCAAUCUGGGACAGAUCGGGUCUGCUCCGACCCAGAGAUCCGCCCCGAGUCGAGACGCCGGUGCUGCACGAGUUUCUGAAAUUAGAUCGGAAGUUCUCACCGUAUGAACAUGGAAAGCAAUUGGGUCCUGUUGUGAGGGAAUGCUUUGAAGUUAAGGAUGAGUGUAUUGAGAGAUUCAAGACUGAGCUAUUGGAGCAAUCCGGGUUGAGCUUCACCACUUUCGAAGCUUUGGGUGCUUAUAUAUGGCGGGCCAAGGUCAAAUCAUCGGGAAUUGCCAUGGGCGAAACGGUGACGUUUGCCUAUGCACUCAAUGUUCGGAAGCUAGUAAACCCUCCGUUGCCAAUAGGGUAUUGGGGAAAUGGUUGCAUUGCAAUGUACGUGAAGCUGAGCGCCGAGGAGUUGAUUGGAAAGCCAAUGUGGGAAGUUGCGGAUUCGAUAAAGCAGAGCAAAAGCAAUGCCACGGAUGAGUAUGUGCGGUCAUUCAUUGAUUUUCAGGAGCUGCAUUACGAUGAGGGAAUCACGGCCGGAAAAGAAGUGAGUGGGUUCACGGAUUGGAGGCACUUGCGGCACUCGACGGUUGAUUUUGGGUGGGGAGGUCCUGUGACUGUUUUGCCCCUUUCGAGGAACUUGCUUGGGAGUGUUGAGCCUUGUUUUUUCUUGCCUUGUUCUGGAAGCAAGGGAAAGAAAGAUGGGUUCAAAAUUAUGUUGAAUCUGAGAGAGAGUGCUAUGGCUGCUUUUAGAAAGGAGAUGGAGAAGUUUAGUAGCCAAGAAUUUGGGUUGUCAUUGUUGUAACUAAGAAAUAGGCCUCUCCAUUCUUUUAUCUUAUCAUAUUGUAAGCUCAAUUUCGGUUUCAAUAGCUUGUUUCUUUUCGUUAGAUUUGUAGGGAGGUUUGGUUUGGUCCCCCUCCUAAGUUACUACUUCUUUUUUUUUAAUAAAUU
This is a messenger RNA of Rosa rugosa (rugosa rose), 1540 nucleotides long. Its product is annotated as 3'-N-debenzoyl-2'-deoxytaxol N-benzoyltransferase. The record is from RefSeq and is a predicted model, not a curated record. NCBI's taxonomy places the organism in Eukaryota, Viridiplantae, Streptophyta, Magnoliopsida, Rosales, Rosaceae. The coding region runs from base 51 to 1394 and encodes 447 amino acids. The transcript has 2 exons.